This is a messenger RNA of Cryptococcus deneoformans JEC21, 1944 nucleotides long. Its product is annotated as expressed protein. Gene Ontology annotation, molecular function: RNA polymerase II transcription regulatory region sequence-specific DNA binding; DNA-binding transcription factor activity, RNA polymerase II-specific; protein dimerization activity. NCBI's taxonomy places the organism in Eukaryota, Fungi, Basidiomycota, Tremellomycetes, Tremellales, Cryptococcaceae. Gene Ontology annotation, biological process: regulation of transcription by RNA polymerase II; developmental process. The record is from RefSeq and is a predicted model, not a curated record. The transcript is spliced from 3 exons. The coding region runs from base 503 to 1765 and encodes 420 amino acids.
AGCGAAAAACCCUUGGGAUGAUUCUGCCCCCCUUUUGCCCCAAAUCCAAAUCCUUUUCCUUCUUUCUUCUCUUUCUUAAACCAAGCCGCAUUCGCGACAAAGCCAACAGAGAAGCCAGUGCCAGCGCCUCAGCCUCUCGUUCAACAACGAGACACCUGCUCCGCCAACCCCUCUUGCUGUGAUUUUGGAUACCGCUUGCUCCGCUCGCGACCCAGUCCAGCACCUCCUCUCGACAAUUUUCGCCGCUCCACGAAAGUUUCAUUUGCCACCUUCAACAGGCUUCAACUUUUUUCGAUAAUCAUCUUUUGACUGUUGCCACACGACUUCACCCCGAGUUUGCGACAAGGGUUCGCGCUCAACUUCCAAGCUGGGUGCAUAGACACCUAUCUCAGCGCCUUUUUUCCGACCCCCUUGUGCACGUUUGAGAUCCGUCUCGCGGCACCUCUUCUUUGACGACAGAAACAACAACAGCAAGAUAUAUUUUUUUUUCUCGCAAGAGACUAUGUCUACACAACUACAGCACAUCAUGGCUACUCUCUCCCCAGUUUCUUCUUCUUCCGUUACCGCCACCUCUCCCGUCCUUGGAACCUCUCCUUCCGCUCCCGCAACUGCACUUGCCGGCACCACCAUUACUCCUCUAAUUAACACUGGCAAGCCCAAGACCAGCAAGCCCCGCAAGCGCGUGAACACUGCUGAGAAGCGAUCUCAACACAACGCUAUUGAACGUGCUCGGAGAGAGACUCUUAACAGCAAAUUCCUCGACCUCGCCCGUCUUCUUCCUUCUCUCGCCUCUUCCCGCCGACCCUCCAAGAGCGCUAUCGUAAACGGCUCUAUCUCUCACUUGACUUACCAGAGGAAACAGCGCCUUCUUGCCGCCAAAUUACUGAAGCAAGUUCGCAUCGAGCGGGAUGAGCUUCUAAGGGAGGUGAAUGAAUGGAGAAGUGUUAGUGGCUGUGCCUUGAAGGAGUGUUCUGCCUGGACGGAAGAGAUGGACGAGGUUACUGCUGUUGAAAAGGAGAUCUUUGGGAACUUUGUCAGCGUUGAUGGUGAAGAGGACGGUGAUGGUGAGAUGGAGGAUGGCCCGGUUUUGGCCACCCCUAUCGAGGACAACAAGUUUAUGCCUCUCAACAACGGCAUGUGGAACGAGUUUGGCUAUGGUAUGAAUCCCGCCAACGGUUUCGUCAACAGCGCUUCCGAUACCCUUUCACAAACUUCUCCUGUCGGUUCGCAAGCUCACACUACUGUCCUUACUCCUCCCAUGUCAGCCACCGAGCCUCAGACGGUCUACAACCACACUCCUUCUCCGUCUUCUUCCCAAGGCGCUGCUAGCAUCGUCGAAGCUCCCAAGGAUGGCAUGCCCACUGUACCCUCUCAGACUAAUCACUUCAACCAACAGUUGUUGAACUGGUCACAACAAUUUUUCCAGCAUCCCAUGCAGCAACCUGACACUGCUACCGCUUUGCCACGUCCUCCUCAGCAAGUCUCGCCUCAGAGUCAGAAUCAGAGGUUCAAUCCCAUGCUCCCUGAGGCUUUCAAUGGCAUGUUCAACCCGCUUCAAAUGGGUCACGGUGUUGUUCCAGGGCAAGAGCAAAAUGUUUCCGCCGAUGCGUUCACCCAACAACUUAUGGCGAGCAUGUUUCCUGGCAAGUAUGCCGCCCAGCCCUCUAUUUCUGAUCUCCAGAAGGCUGUUCGUGCGGGUAUGGGUCUCGGGCUCGGUAUGAUGGGCAAUCAGUGGCCGCAGGAGAACGCAGUGGAGGGCUUCUAAAGCAAAAAAGACGAUUGAAAUGUCUAUUAUCAGGGAGUGUACACUUGCUUUUCCUUCGAUUUCAAUGGGUGACUACCAUUUGGAUUAUUUUUAUGCGAGGACGGUCGGGUGUUUUGUAGCUAAUAGGGUUGAAUGGGAUACCUGAAUGUCUGUAGGCUGUGAUGGAUACUCUUAUUAUG